Messenger RNA from Acanthoscelides obtectus, 4220 nucleotides. The record is from the annotation of a GenBank genome assembly. NCBI's taxonomy places the organism in Eukaryota, Metazoa, Arthropoda, Insecta, Coleoptera, Chrysomelidae.
UAUAUUAUGAGGCUUCCUCCGUUUGGUAGCUGGUCCUGACAAAACUUUAUUUUGUUUCUAGGGUACAUAUCAGUAACGGAAUGGUGCGUAGCGUUAGAAAAAGCAACGGGCCUUCAGAUACCAUGGAGAAUGUUGAAAGAUAAAUUAGUAACUAUAGAUCCAGAGACCAAUAAGGUGAAAUAUCAAACCACGUUUGAAAUUAAAAGUGAUAAAUUGAAUUCUGUCCAAGGAGCAAGCACAGUCGUAGAAACGCUCUACAGGAACAAGACCAGCUUGGAAGCUAUAUUCCGUAUCAUAGACAAAGACAAUUCGGGUUACAUAAGUUUGGAUGAGUUCACCGAAGCUUGCAGCCUUAUCAAAGAGCACAUGCCUUGUCCAAUGACGCACGAACAACUGGAGGAGAUUUGCAGACUGAUGGACCUGAACAAAGACGGGCAAGUCGAUCUGAACGAGUUCCUGGAGUCGUUCAGGAUGGUGGAUCCAGAGAGCAGGAAGAAGAAUCAGCCAUGUUCACCGGAGCCGUACAGAAACGAAAUAAACUGCAGACCCAACAAACCACCUGAAAUUGAAGACCAAAAAGGACAGGAUAAUCAAGAAACAGAAAAUCAACUCAAAGAUACAGACAAAUCUGAAGAACAGGACAAGAACAGCAGUGUCACAGUCAUGGUACAUUCUGACCCAAAGGAAGAAAUGGAACAAAACAGCAAGAAUACUAACCACAAGAAUACUUUGCAAAUGUCACCUGUUCUGAGCUGCAGAAGGGGAUCUCAGAUAUAGAUAGAAAUGUCCUGACUGUUGUAACCUAGAUCAGAGUCAGAUCUAUUGCGGUCCAAUCAAAGCUAUACGCAAUUAUUCACCCUGAAAGUACCGUUAACAAUUUCUGAUAUCAUACCGGGAGAGCAUAUUGAACAAUUUUAUUUUUCGGUGGUACUUGUAACAGUACGUUUUGUUUUUUUUUAUAGGCAAGCUAAGCGCUUGGCCUAGAAAUAGAGCACCUAAAAAAUUGAGUGACAAAACAUCAAGAUCAAGCCGUGCCAUUUACUUGAUCGACCUAGGUUAGGCAGACGUUUUUGGCGCUCACAUGAUGCUUUCAUCCGUCCCACCAAACGAUAGUCAACCAAGGACAGCUGUCUUGUGCUUCUUGGCUACUCAUCAGCAUGGUCUAAGCUUGGUCUCUCGUCUCUGAAUCAACGAAUGAACGCAUCGCAACUACCCUCUAUCCAGGAGGUUCGGACUAUUGAAAUCAGACAGCACAAAGCGACAUCUAUCACACCAUUUUGUAUGUCACUAAUAUGGCAAGUGGCGACAAUUUUACUAUUACGACGAAUUUGUUUUAUUUACAAAUCCGAAUAAUUAAUAUAAUUGCUAAAUGUACUGUUACACCGCCAUAAAUAUGUAACAUUUUUUUGUUAGGAUCGUUUAUAGCGAACGGAGCUGCCAUUUACGCUAUCAGAGAAUCACUUGACUGCAUUUUUCCGUAUUCUUCAUCUGCAGUUUCGUAAAUAACGUAUCAUCAUGUUCAUUAUGUGUAGAUACUUGUAUGUGUCUCGCGAGUAUGUACUUUCAAAGUAAAUAGCGCGUAUUGAGGAAGCAACAAUACUGUUCAGUCAUCUAAGAUGAUGCCAGCUUACUGACAGUAUCUCUGUUCAGAAUAAUUCACUUGGACAGUAUGACAUUUUAAUAUCUUGUAGGAAUGAAGUUUAGGAAUAACAAUAUGAUCAGUUAAAAACGUUGUAUAAAAAGUGGUUUUCAUGGGAUCAACUAUUGUUUCUUUAUGGAUGUCAAUUAUUUUACGUAAAAUUAGCUUUUUGUAUAAAUCGUAUUGCAUUUUUCGUUCAUAUGUGUAUUCAAUGUCCUGUUUAUUCUUUUGUAAAUAUUUCGCUGAUAUAGGUGCUAAAAAUAUCUUACAAAUUUGAAACAUGAGUUGGAAAUUUAGCUAUAGAAUCCCGAUGAAGUUUCGCUAAGAGCCCCCUGGCCGGCAGGGUUAUUUACGUAAAACAACUAUAUAAUAUCGAAAAAACAAUAAAAUGUCAUCUUGUUGACUAGAUAGCAGGUAGUGUCCAAACAGUUCAUUCCGCGCCUGCUACAAGUGAGCAUGAAGUGAACGACAGCUAGUUCCUUGUUGACAUCUUGUAAGAAAACCUAUAUAAUUACACAAAAACCUACAUAAUUAAAAAAAAUAAUGUCAAUUUUCAAGUUACGUGAUACCCCUGCGGGACACCAAGGCGGCGUAUAUAUGGCAGAUAUUUCAAACGUUUGCGACGUCACCAUGGCAUUUGAAAAGGGAGGGAUCUAAAGAUACCGAAAAUAUCACUACUUAAAUGUUCGGAAAAUGUAUAUCCAGUUUCAGCAUCUAAUAAUGAAUGUCUCAUACAACCAUAUUGAGAAACCAAUUACUGGGAUAAUCAUUUUAUUGGACGUAUUCUGGAUACUGCAGCGCUCAGAGCACUUAUUCAGGGUUCGUUUGAUGAAUGAUUUGAUUAAUUUUUUGAAUACGCCCAUUGUUUUUUACCGCAUAUUGAGGUGACCAACAAUAUUAACUACUAGCAAUUAUGUAUUAUUCCACAAAAUGUUUAUUUUCAAAAUACUGUUCAUAUUCAGACAUUGUUAGUGCAAGAAAGUUUUUCAAUUAAUACACAUAUUAUGAGACGUCAAUGUUACUCAUAUUUUGCUAUUCAAUCUAUAUUUAUAGUACACUCUGAAUACAUAUGCAUAGAUAGUCAAUUAGUACAUAUGACUAGUGUAUAUUCCAUAAUAUUUCCGGCCAAUUUCACCAAAUCGCUGCAAUACAUUUUGUGGAUCUUUGAUGUUUUAUCGAUAUACUCGUAGGUUACUCGGUUGCCACUUGAUACAGAAAUCCACUAGAUAAAGCAAGAAUUGUAACCAAAAUGACAGGUUGAAAUGAUUUUGAUGAAAAUAUUAGCGAUAUCCGUCAAUGCUGGGGCUAUCAAACCAACCGUAAGGAAAAAAUGUUUUUCUUCGAGAGACAAUCUCAUUUCAUAGCUUAUGGCGCAAACGUAAAAUUAAACAUUUACUGUUAAAAUUAUUGAUAUAGUAAUUUAUUGUUAAUAUAAAAUUUGUAGCUUGUGAGUCUUGUCUCUAAUUUAGUAUUUUACUGGAAUUUACGUUUACAGAACUGUUUUAGCACUCAAUACAUCUAUUAAGUUCGACAGAAAUUAUUUACAAUCUCUACAAUUUCCAGUUAGCAUUUAUCUUAUUUCAAAUAUCUUUCCAAAAUCACUUUCACAAUUUCAUCUCAACAUUCCUGAAUACUUGUCGAAUCUAGAGAGGUUAUUCUGAUGCGCAGCCACAGCAGGACGACACAAACUUUCAGAAUAGAAUUUACUGAUAUUGUAAAUUUUUUGGGCUUAUAAGAGGUACUUAAUUCACGCAUAACGUCUAUCCACGCAGCAGUUCUAGAACAAUAUUUUUUUCAAUGAUUGUCAUACAUGCAUAUCUGUACCUCAGAGAUAAUUGUAUUUGAAAUGCUUUUCUUGUAUUGUAUUUUUUGUAUGCGACUGAACAUGAUUUAAAAAGCCAUAACUUCCUUACUAUUACAAGUAGAUGAACUCUGCAAAUAGCAAAUGAAAAUUCACAAUAUCAUAAGCUUAACAUAUAAAACUCAUUUUUAACAAAAAUGGACUAGACCUGGUCUAGCUCUGGGGUAUAGAUAUGGAAUCGUGGAUUUUGCAGAUUCAUAUGUCAUCCAUAAUUGGCUGACUCAGGAUUGAAAAUUCUCCAGAGGAAUUAUGAUCUCUUCUACAUUGUUUCAAGACCUCCAUGUCACAGUGCGUAUGUGUAGUCAAUCAACUCUGCUAAGGUAAUUUCUUAAUCAUGACAUAACGGCUUGCUGAUGACUAUUGAAUCCGAAAUGUCACAAGUCAUAAAUAUCUUGCUAGAACAUGUGAUCUCAUUUGGUGAAAACAAACAAUAUGUUAACUAUUAAAGUGAAGCUUAUUUGGGGCCAUAAUUGACUAAAAUAAAUAUCAAUGUAAAAACUUAUCGUUAAAAAUUUGAAUUAUAUUGAAAAAAUAUAUACGUAGUCGUGCCAUAAGUUCUGUCCCAUGAUAAUCUCAUGAUAAAAAUGAAACAAGAUAAGAUAUAUUUAUAUGAAAGAUAUUAUUUAUUCGACAACAUUUUUAGAAUUCAUAAUCAAACAGUUUUAUUCAAAAUGUCCCCCCUUGGCCUUCACACACUGCUUCAAUCUCGCGGGCCACUCA